Molecule: messenger RNA, 2756 nt
Organism: Salvelinus sp. IW2-2015
Lineage: Eukaryota; Metazoa; Chordata; Actinopteri; Salmoniformes; Salmonidae
Product: ganglioside-induced differentiation-associated protein 1-like 1
Source: RefSeq, a predicted model, not a curated record
GUUCCACCGCGCAUGUUUGUGCGUGUGUGAUAGUCUACACAUUGAUUUAAUCGUAAACGUAUUUACAUAUUUGAGUUAUUAAGGGUUAGCGUUCUGUGGAUUACGCGGUACCAUUUUUGCAAGCUACCUUUAUCGAAAGAGAUCUAGAUUUCAGAACCGGGCGCUGUCCGAAACUGAUUAUACCACAUCGCGUUGAAUUGAUGAUGCUCAGUUCGUGGUGCUGACAUCCUUUGCGCUUUCGCUCUUUCCUUUCCUCUCUGUCCCUCCCUCCCUCCUCCAUCUCCCCCUCCCUUGGUUCUCUCUCAUACGCACAAACCCCUCUGUCAUGGCGUCUUCCAACAAUGUUACCCCCACCAACUGUAGCUGGUGGCCCAUCUCAGCCUUGGAUGAAGACGGUGAAAUGACAGACGGAGAGAAAAGCGAAGAGCCAGCUAUCGAGUCGAAACCAAAUUUCUCUAAAGACAAGCUUGUUUUGUAUCACUGGACGCAGUCUUUCAUCUCUCAAAAGGUGCGUCUGGUGAUCAAUGAGAAGGGUCUGCUGUGUGAAGAGAGGGAUGUGAGUCUCCCUAUAGCCGAGCACAAUGAGCCCUGGUUUAUGAGGCUCAACCUGGGGGAGGAGGUGCCUGUUUUCAUCCACGGAGAUACCAUCGUCUCAGACUACAACCAAAUCAUAGAGUACCUAGAGGCUAACUUUGGGGGAGAAACGGUGGCCCAGCUGAUUCCCGAUGCUGGCUCUCCUGUCCACGAGUGUGUGCAGCAGUACCGUAAGCUGCUGGACGGCCUGCCCAUGGAUGCUUACACACACGGCUGUAUCCUGCACCCAGAGCUCACCACAGACUCCAUGAUCCCAAAGUACGCCACCGCUGAAAUACGUAGACACUUAGCCAAUGCUGCGUCUGAGCUGAUGAAGCUGGACCACGAGGAACCCACGCUGACAGAGCCAUACCUCUCCAAGCAGAAGAAACUCAUGGCAAAAAUAUUGGACCACGAUAAUGUGACGUACCUAAAGAAGAUCCUUGGAGAGUUGGCCAUGGUACUAGAUCAGGUAGAGGCCGAGUUGGAAAAGAGGAAAAUCGAGUAUGAAGGUCAAAAGUGUGAGUUGUGGCUAUGUGGACCUGAAUUUACAUUAGCUGAUGUCUGCCUGGGAGCCUUGUUGCACAGGCUUAAGUUCUUGGGACUCUCAAAGAAAUACUGGGAGGACGGCAGCCGACCCAACCUCCAGUCMUUUUUCGAGCGGGUGCAAAAACGCUACGCUUUCCGMAARGUUYUGGGCGACAUCCACACAACCCUWCUGUCAGCAGUUCUACCYAAYGCAUUCCGAAUGGUAAAAAAGAAGCCACCAUCUUUUUUCGGGGCCUCUUUCCUCAUGGGUUCUCUGGGAGGGAUGGGAUACUUUGCCUAUUGGUUUUUAAAAAAGAAAUAUGUGUAGUGAACACCCCCCCUCCAUGUCUUAAAUGUCUGUGUAUUUGUGUGAUGUUUUAAUUUUUCUGUAAUGUUUUACAACAGGAGGAAAAUAUGAAUCUAUAUAGGGAACACUAUUACUUACCUAGGUGAACAAAGAUAAGAACAUUCCAUACACAAAGGAAUUGUUAACAGCACAUUUUUCUGGUAUUCCAAUGCCUUCAUCUAUUUAAUUUCUGGCUCCCUUCAUCAGAUCUCUAUUAACCUACAGUAUUACUUUCUAAUCAGCUCAUUUUGGAGGCAUGCAUUAUCCCGUUAUUUUAAUUAACGGAACACUUAUUUGUAUGUUUUUAACGAUCAUUAGGGUCAUAUUCCCUACACAUGAGAGAGACAGACAAUGUUUUGACAUUGCAUCGCCAUAUCCAAAGUGGGGCUCAUCCACACCCUGCAUGUCACUAUAGUUUUAUUAAGUCGUUUUUCAUCACAGUUUUGGCGUUCACCUAUUGCCCUUUAUGCCGCUGUUGGCCAUUGGUUUAUUUUAUUAAAUCCUUCUGAUACUUCCUGUGCUGCCAGAAACUGCCAGAUGAGAAGAUAGUGAGACGUCCAGUCAGUCCCAAUUCGCUCCCUUUCCUUUUCCCCCUUGACCAUAAUUCUUGUUUGCAGAUUUGUAAGUUUCACCACUGUUUAUACCAAUCCAGACCCUUCAGAUAUGCAAACAUUGAAGGAUCUGGCCAAAGGAAAGGGGUAAGGAGUGAAUUGGGACUGUAUACAGACACUCUCAGCCAUAUAGAGACACUCCCUUUAAAGCACUAUGAGAGUAUAUGCACUCCAUCAAUUCAUUCAUUAAUAAAAUGUGAUUGUCAUUUCUCACACCACAGGCUUGAGCUGAUCAUGAAGUGAUCUCUGACUUUAAAGUCAGAGAGGAUGGGUCUGAUAGAGAAAUACUAUAAGGGUCAAUUGAGCCGUCCGCAAUAUUGAGCGAGGAAUCACUCAGUGGCUUUUGACAGUGUCCAUACAGAGUGACUAUGAAAUUAUACAUUGUUCAGUUAAAUAGUCACAUAAAUAGCUGACAUGGUUGGUUUGAUCCUAGCAACAUUGAGCAGCACCAGUUUUAGUUCAAUAAUCCAAGCUUUUUUUUCAUGACUUGUAUGACUAGCCAUUUAAACUAAACCUCUUCUUAGAAAACUAUUGUAUAGGUCAGUUAGACUCCAGAGGAUUUGGGUUGCAAAAUUCUGGGAACUUUCAACACAUUCCCUGGUUUUUCCAGAAGUCCUAGUUGGAGGAUUCCGGAUUUCCUGCUUAUUCUCUCCAGGAUUCCCGGAAUUAGGAGAGAAUAAGCAGGAAAUCCAGAAUCC